Molecule: messenger RNA, 1154 nt
Organism: Cantharellus anzutake
Lineage: Eukaryota; Fungi; Basidiomycota; Agaricomycetes; Cantharellales; Hydnaceae
Exons: 4
Coding region: 137-1024 (295 amino acids)
Cellular component (GO): cytosol; nucleus
Molecular function (GO): RNA 7-methylguanosine cap binding; mRNA binding
Source: RefSeq, a predicted model, not a curated record
CCUGCCAUGGAACCCGCGCCAGCGCGCAGCAGGAAAGUUUAUAAGCUCGCAGACUCCGCUGUUGCUAUUCUUGGCGGUCGCUUAGCGAAGCGAAAAGCGGAAGCGCUUGCUGCCGCUCAGGAAGAGACUAUGAACUAUGGUAGGCUCAGUGGGGUUUCGGCGAAGAUACCCGUUCGCACUCAACGGACGGCUGUGUACAUGGCAGGAAGACGGUGAUGUGGAACGACGAUCCAAUGCUAUCCUUAUUCGCGGCCCGCCAAUAAAGCAUCUCAGUACAGACAAAAUAUUCGCCUAUACGGGGCACUACGCCACUGCUGCAGAACAAAUAGAAUGGAUCGAUGAUGAGAGCUGUGUUCUCGUCUAUUCUUCCUCGUCAACCGCGAUGGCUGCGUUUUCUGCUCUGAAAAAGUCCCGCGAAUCGUCCUCUGCAGAAUCAGGCAUGGAAGGAGAGGAGGAGAUGACAAUGUGUCAACCUGUCCCGGCGUUGCUCUGGCCAAUAGAAGAACGGCUUUCCAAGUCACUGGGUAAAUCUCAAGGCCUUACAGGACAUAUCGUGAUGCGUUGGGCGCUCAAAACUGACGUCAAACAAAGAGGGUCUCGAAAUAAAAGCGAAUUCUACAAGAAACAUGGAGACCCUAAUGACACGACCCCAUUGGAGCGGUCUAAAAAGCGAAGACGAUGGGAUGAUGAUGACUCACUUGCAAGCAGACUUGACGCUGAACCCAACGAACACGCAGCCCGAGCUCAUGACCGCGCGGCGCUUGACGCGGAACUUGACGCGUUUGUUUCAAGGGGAGAAAUCAAUGCUGGGAUAACCGCGUCUCCAAAGGAAGCAGGAAGUAUCGGUUCCCUGAUGGAUCGGCUAGGUCCCUUGAUAGAUAGCAGGGAAGUUGCUCCAUUACCUCGUCGGAAAGGUAGAGACGGUGGCUAUGGGCGUGGUCCGAGCCGUGAGCAAAGACCCACAACAGACAAGGAGACGCUGGAUGCUGAGCUUGAUGCUUUUCUCAAAGACAGGGAGGGGUGAAUUGGCUUACACUUCUUCUCCAUGGUUUAUUCAAAAACUGUAGGAAUAAAAUGUAACAUUAAUUCCAAGAGGAUGACUUGGCGCUUCACAAGCACGGACAUUCAAUACAUAGGACGUGUUUCCGUUUCCG